This is a messenger RNA of Paecilomyces variotii, 1506 nucleotides long. Its product is annotated as glucose-6-phosphate 1-dehydrogenase. The record is from RefSeq and is a predicted model, not a curated record. Gene Ontology annotation, cellular component: cytosol. Gene Ontology annotation, biological process: glucose metabolic process; pentose-phosphate shunt, oxidative branch. Bases 1 to 1506 code for a protein of 501 amino acids. The transcript has 8 exons. Gene Ontology annotation, molecular function: NADP binding; glucose-6-phosphate dehydrogenase activity. Lineage: Eukaryota; Fungi; Ascomycota; Eurotiomycetes; Eurotiales; Thermoascaceae.
AUGGAUUGUUCUUCUAGCACCGUCGAGCUCAAGGACAACACCGUCAUUGUCGUGCUCGGCGCCUCUGGUGACCUGGCCAAGAAGAAGACUUUCCCAGCUCUUUUCGGUCUCUACCGCAACAAGUUUCUUCCCAAGGAUAUCAGAAUCGUCGGCUAUGCACGGACAAAGAUGGACCACACAGAGUUCUUGAAGCGGGUGCGCUCUUACAUCAAGGUCCCGACGAAGGAGGUGGAGGAGCAGCUAGACGGCUUCUCCAAGAUCUGCUCUUACGUCUCUGGUCAGUAUGACCAGGACGAAUCGUUCAUCGCCCUCAACAAGCACGUGGAGGAGCUCGAGAAGGGCCAGGAGACGCAGAACAGAAUCUUCUACAUGGCACUGCCUCCCAGCGUUUUCAUCACAGUAUCUGAGCACCUCAAGAAGAACUGCUACCCCAGGAAUGGUAUUGCGCGCAUCAUUGUUGAGAAGCCUUUCGGAAAGGACCUCCAGAGCUCUCGAGAGCUGCAGAAGGCCCUGGAGCCCGACUGGAAGGAGGAGGAGAUCUUCCGUAUCGACCACUACCUCGGAAAGGAGAUGGUGAAGAACAUUCUCAUUCUGCGAUUCGGUAACGAGUUCUUCGGCGCUACGUGGAACCGCCACCACAUCGAUAACGUUCAGAUUACAUUCAAGGAGCCCUUUGGCACGGAAGGCCGAGGAGGUUACUUCGAUGAGUUCGGAAUCAUCCGUGAUGUCAUGCAGAACCAUCUCCUGCAGGUUCUGACCCUGCUCGCUAUGGAGCGCCCCAUUUCUUUCUCCGCAGAGGAUAUCCGUGACGAGAAGGUGCGCGUCCUGCGUGCGAUCGACGCCAUUGAGCCCAAGAACGUCAUCAUCGGCCAGUACGGACGAUCCCUGGACGGCAGCAAGCCUUCGUACAAGGAGGAUGACACGGUCCCCAAGGACUCUCGUUGCGCUACCUUCUGCGCCCUGGUCGCAUACAUCAAGAACGAGCGAUGGGACGGCGUUCCCUUUAUCCUCAAGGCAGGCAAGGCCCUGAACGAACAGAAGACGGAGAUCCGUAUCCAGUUCCGCGACGUUACCUCGGGCAUCUUCAAGGACAUUCCUCGUAACGAGCUCGUCAUCCGUGUUCAGCCCAACGAAUCCGUCUACAUCAAGAUGAACUCCAAGCUCCCCGGUCUGUCCAUGCAGACCGUCGUCACCGAGCUGGACCUGACCUACCGCCGUCGUUUCUCCGACCUCAAGAUCCCCGAGGCGUACGAGUCCCUGAUCCUGGAUGCCCUGAAGGGUGACCACUCCAACUUCGUCCGUGACGAUGAGCUCGACGCUAGCUGGAGAAUCUUCACUCCUCUCCUCCACUACCUCGACGACAACAAGGAGAUUAUCCCGAUGGAGUAUCCCUAUGGCUCCCGUGGUCCCGCCGUGCUGGACGACUUCACGGCGUCAUUCGGCUACAAAUUCAGCGACGCUGCUGGCUACCAGUGGCCCGUGACGUCCAUUCCUACCCGGCUGUAG